AUGUCCAAAUCCAACACAAUGCAAGAGAUCAAAUCCAAAUUGAAAAAUAACCCAAUCAGAUUGGAGGGAAUGAGUGCGAAAUCGAAGCAAUCCAACAUCAAAAUUGUGGAGGGAGGUAAGAAAGAUCAGUCUGCUGCUGGGUCAAGUAAAAAAAGGAAAGAAAAAACAACUAAUUAUACAGAAGAGAAUGCAAAAAGAAAGAAAGUUGUUGUUUCUGGCUUAUUGGAGCAUAAUGAGGCUGUUAAGUUUUUAGGAAAAAGAGAACCAACACGCAUACCUCACAUGCAGUGUUACACAAAUAUUGAAGUAAUGAAAGUGUUAGCUACAAAGCUUACUAUUUCACAGUAUAAAGAAUUUUGUGGAACAACAUGUUUUGCCCAAUUAUCUAGCAUUCGUAGGUGUCAUGUUCAAGCACAACUGAUUAGGUGCAUGUUUUUGAGAGAAAUUGAGGGUAGCUCAAAAGAUGCAAUCCUGAUACAUGUGAAUGGCACCACUUUGCGAUUCACCAUUCGUGACUUUGCUAUAAUAACUGGGUUAAAAUGUUCAGACAAUGAGAAGGAUUUUGUCUUUAAUACCCAAGAACCAAACAGAAUUAUUCUUCAGUAUUUUGGAGUCGAAAAAGCCAUCACCAAGAGUCAGUUGGUUGAAAAGUUUGAUAAUAAGGUUUGGGGGGAUAAUGAUGAUGAUGCGAUGAAGUUUGCUAUAUUGUUUUAUAUACAUUCAUUCAUCCUUUCAGAAGAACCAACCAGUACUGUUAUUGAUAGGAAAGACUUUGAUUUGGUUGAAUCGGGCAGAUACAUUGACUACCCAUGGGGUAAAAAGGCUUUUGACCUGCUGAUUCUGCAUUUGCACACUAAGAUCAAACACGAUGGGAAGUAUUUCAGGUUGUAUGGUUUCCCACUUGCUUUGCAAGUGUGGUUUUAUGAAUGUUGUUCGAAUUUUGAUGAGGAAAUUGCUGUUAAGCUUGUUUUUAAGAAUAUAACUCCAACUCCAAUGGAACUCAAGAUUCUUGAAUUACCUCCUGAGUAUGUUCAAUCAGAUUCAUCUCCAACAGAAACAGCAGCUGCAAAUGCUUCGGACGAUGAUUUUCAGGAUCCUCCAUGUCCAAUAAAUAACAAGGGAAAAGAAAAAGUUGAUAGUUGUUUGUCGCCUCCUAAGAAGAAAUCAAGGCAGACAGUCACUCCUAUUCAGAAGAAGACAACACCUAGGGUCAUUUCAAAGCAGCCUUGUUUAAUAAAGUCUCCCCGACGUGCCAAUGUUGCAAAAAGACCUAAGUCACCACUUCCAAAGAGGCAGGCCAAAAAACAUGCUAAUGUUCCAUCCUAUACAGGCAUUAAGCAAAAUGUUGAGAUUAAAUCAAGUGUUCCUUUCGAAAUACCAUCUACCAGCAAGUCACAUGAUUUCAGUAUAUCGCGUGAUGAGUUUGAUCAAUUCAAACUCUCGAUGGAGAAACAGUUUACUGAUUUAAGGAACUUCAUUGAAAACAACUUCAAAGUUGUGUUGGAUUCUAUCAAAUCAAAGAAUGCGGAAGAUAAGGGUGAUGGUGUAGAAGUUACAGAUAAAGUGCCAGUCGGUGUCGUUCAAUCCGAAGAACCUUCUCAACAUUUACCUUCUGAAUUGAACUGUCAAUCUGUUUUUAAUGAUCUAAAUGAUCAAGAGAAGGUUGUUCGAGUAUCAGUCCCAUCAUCUACUCCAGAUGUUAGUAUUCACCAGUCAAAAUUACACUCUCCAGCUGGACAAUCAGCAUUUAGCCCUUUAGUUCAACAAUUCAGUAAUCCCGAGCCACAGGGUCACAACAAUUCUGGAGUUCCAAUCAAUUUUAAGGUUCAGAACACUUCCAAUAUUUUUGAGGUUCAAAACAAUUCUGAGAAGGAGAAUUGUGAAGAUGUUCCAAUUGAAGUGGUCAAAGAGGGAUCUCAAUUCAUGGAUGAUCAAACAGACUUCAACAAUUCAUCUUUUCAGGAUUUGUUGAAUGUUAUACACGAUCAAACUGAAAAGAUGGAAAAAGAAGAAUUUUCAGAUACAAACAAAGCAGGAUCAUCCAAUGUCAAUGAGUUAGUUGUUGAAGAAGUUUUAAUGCCUCCAGCACCUCUUCAAAUGGUACAUGAUGACCAGCCAAAUAUUAAUCUAGAAAGAAGCAUGGUGUUACAUCCUUUGUUAGCUGUGGACGCGCAUACACCAUUACCAAUUCAUAGGGAAAGGCGUCCAGGCCCAUUCAACACAUCGCCUUAUGUGACAUCAUUCGGUUCAGAGUCUGGUAGUUCAUCAAGGUUCCAUUUCUCGUUUGAUUUGAAACAUCCAUUUGUUGCAAUGUCUGAUUUGGAGCGUACAACUCUGUAUAUUCAUUUCUGGAAAUGGUUAAAUGAAGGGCUGCUUGUUAGACACAACACAAAGAAUGGCAAAGAAGAGCGAUACAAAAAGAACAAGUCUGUCUUACAAAUGUGGUUUCAUUUUGGAAUUGUCACAGUCCAAAACAAGAACUGGUUCUAUAGGCUUGCAUACAAAAAUCAAUUGCUUGAUGACUCGCACGUAGAUGUCAUUUUGUAUUAUAUACGCAAAAGAGCCAAGUACUCCGACACCAAUGCAUUCAGUUUUAUCACUGUCGAUUGCAAUUUCAGUAAUCUGAUUACCAAUGUCUGGGAUGCUUAUUAUAAUUUUGAAAGUAAUAUUAACAAGGAAAGUACAGAGGAGUCGAUUAUUGAGUAUAUUAACGGAUACAGAAUGCAUGUUGCUAGACCUUGGCAUACAGUUGAUAACAUCCUCAUUCCUGUUAACAUCAAGGAGAUCUUUCAUUGGAUUUUGAUUGUUGUGUCUAUUAAUGAUAGAUCUAUACAGAUCUAUGAUUCUCUUAGGGGUGGUGCCCUACACGAUUCGUCAGUUGAGAAUGAGAUCAAGAAAUAUGCACAACUUGUUCCCAUGUAUUUAUCUAAGUCUGAUUUUUAUGGGAAGAAAGGCAUUGACAUAUCUUCACACCCAAAGUACAAGUCCCACUCUGAAUGUGACUCUUUUGAAAUGAUUUAUGUCAAUGAUAUACCACAACAAGAUGCAGGAAGCCUCGAUUGUGGACUAUAUGUUGCUGCUUAUGCAGACCAUAUCAGUAAUGGAAAUGUGGUUCCAAAAUCCUUCGAUUCAGAGUUCACAUGUAUUCAAUAUGCUUCUUUAUUUUGGAACUAUGGGGUGCAAAAGAUCCAAGCCGAUGCCACUAAUGACAGUGAGGCACCAGAAAGGCCAACCAGGAUUCAUAGGGAUUGUGAUAGUAGUGAAAAGAUCACAAUUAAUUAG
This is a messenger RNA of Solanum stenotomum, 3282 nucleotides long. RefSeq lists its product as uncharacterized. Gene Ontology annotation, molecular function: cysteine-type peptidase activity. The record is from RefSeq and is a predicted model, not a curated record. The coding region runs from base 1 to 3282 and encodes 1093 amino acids. Lineage: Eukaryota; Viridiplantae; Streptophyta; Magnoliopsida; Solanales; Solanaceae. Gene Ontology annotation, biological process: proteolysis. The transcript is spliced from 13 exons.